Messenger RNA from Physella acuta, 4755 nucleotides. Its product is annotated as serine/arginine repetitive matrix protein 2. NCBI's taxonomy places the organism in Eukaryota, Metazoa, Mollusca, Gastropoda, Physidae. The record is from RefSeq and is a predicted model, not a curated record.
AGUUUUAAGUCGUUUAGUUUUGUCUUGUAAUCAAUGAAGCCUAUGUUCUACCAUGUUUGUUUACAAUGUUGUUCUGUUGGAGGAUUGGAUGAUUUAUACAGGGAUGCAGUUCUACAAACAAGUGGCAAGAACUUCAAAGAGACAGUGGAGAACAUUAAGGGCAGAUUUCUGGAGCUGCUGAAUGCAUGUGGCAUCAAGGAUGCAGACAUCCCGCUGUUUGAUGAGCCCAGUUCUAUUCAUUCCAAGCAUCAAACUCUGAUCACCAGCUUUGGAAUCAUGUCCAAGAGCCCCUCACACAUUACACCACAGAGAAUCAGCAGACAUGCACGCCGCGACCCCUCCGUCUACGCCGACAUGCUCAUCGAGCAGCUUCUGGCUCAGGCAAACUCGCUCACAGAUUCCGACAACUCCCCGCCCAGCAUUGACGUCACCUCCAUCCACGAGGUGUCUUAUAUGGGAUCUGAAGUGCGUGACCACCGCGUCGCCACGGAUGACUCGUACAUUCCUCUGGCACCCAUCCAGCUCAGUUUCACUAACACUUCCGUGUCCCUGUCCCCUUAUGUCCCACCUGACCAGCUCUCGCCCGCCCCCACACACCAGAUUCCAGACUCACAAGGCGGCUACAAGACCAGCCACCUCCACAUUCCAUCAAGCACGGGUAGACAAACACCCUACUGCACGACAACAGACAGCGGCCUCACAGGCUCGGAGCACUCGCCGCAAGCAUCGCACAUCAGAAAAGACUCAGCACCAGCUCUACCAAGUCAAAACAGGUCAUCUAUCACGCCAGAGCUCCCCACAUCCGAAUCAUCCGAUUCUUUGGACAUUAAAUUUGCCUCGCUGUUUGACAGAAUGGACAGUUCAGAGGUCAUGCGAGCAUGUCGUACACAGAACUUUGCUUCUCCUGUACUCACUCAGAGAGUAUACACCAGACAAGCUCUUGGUUCCAGCACAAUUGGAUCCCCAGCGUUUCCAACACCAUCCUCAGCUAGCAACAUCAGGCCGAAACCUUCUCCAUACCACGACCCCCUCGUGGUGGCACUACCACCCCAGACACCACCCCGACCAGCCAAGCACUACCUUGACAGACACAACUACAACACGGACAACUACAAACCUCACCUCAUGGAUAAAAACACCAGUGUUGAGUCGGAUACAGAAUCCGCAAGACCACCCAUACCUCCAAGGAGGCCUUUAACAGAUUCAAAGAUUGGACGCCUUUUUCUUCAAUCAGAAUCUAGAGAGCUCGGAACAAUGUGGGCGUCAUCUGAAUCCAAAUUGGAAGCAUCUACUGAAAGAACAUUAAGAUAUGUUGAUUCAGUUCAUAGUUCUAUACAAAGUGAACACAGCGUUCAUCAAGUCAGUUACCAAAGAACACUUUAUGAACAAAGCCCUUCUGAAUCUGUUUCAAGAAGUGCAUCCAAACGAAGAAAAGGAAAUGACAGAACAUCCCUGCCCAUGACACCCAGCACCUCCUACCAACCAUUCCCCACCAAAUCCGCCAGACAAAGGCUGUCUUUUACCCCUGAUUCCAGCCCCACCCGCUCUACCCCUAGCCAUUACUCCCCCCUCUCCCCCUCCAAGAGCUCCACCAGCUACAGGAUGAGGAGAAAGAAGCGCCAGUCCCCAGCCAUGCGCAAGCUGAUGCAGGAUAAAGAAAACAACAGCUUGUCCCCCGUUGUUGUCAGCUCACCCAGAAGGAAACCAUUUUCUGACUUUUAUAACAUCAAGCUGAACUACUCCGACACGACCUCUUCCAACAGCCUGAACACAUCCUACCCCAAGUCCAGUGAGACCUCACCCGAGCUUAGCCUACCCAGCCGGGAGGAAGAACUACGUGAUCGUGACGCCUACUAUUGUGAUUUUACUUUAGACAGACAGCAUAAGAUUGACACCUGUAGCACCAAACCAUCCAGGUCUCAAAGCUCAGCUGACGACUCCCCCUACACAAUGGAAGACCCAGGCACCGGAAUGUUGCUAGUCAGAACAGUCGAAGGUGCCGAGAGCUCCCCAACUAACUUUGUCUUCAGACCCCCGCCUUCUGAUCUCAGGGCCCCACGAGCUGUCGCCCGCACCAAAAAACGCGCCAGCCCACUCAAAUCUUCAACCCAACCAGCCACUCACCGUCGGCCUUUCUAUCCCAGUGAAAACGUAGUCUCAAGCUCGUCAAGGUCACGGUCAUCUUCAAGCAAUCCCAGCUCUCGUCCAUCAUCCAAGCACACAUCCAGGAAAUCCAUCAGCAGCCAUGGAAGCAAAAGUCACCCUAUUGCGUCGUCUACUUUAAUUCUAGAACCAGACUCAACCAGCCCGGAGUCUGGGAGUGUUUACACCUGGUCCAUUGAUGAGGAAUCAAGUCCAUGUAACUUAGAGAAAUCUUACAUCCGCAGCACAACUGUCAAGAAAAGGCCAACAUCAAAAACACAUAAACAUCAGUUUGUUCAGGAGAGAGCCAAAAACUUAAACCCAAAUGACACUCUAGAGAUCAGUGCUAUGGUGUCACAUAUAGAAAUCGCCAAUCGCACAAGUUGUCUUGUAGGUCAAAACAUCAACAGCAUGAUCGAAGACAGCACUCUUGGCGCCUUCAGCAACAGAUCAGACUCACAAUCUUCUAUCCCGAGAACCAGCACCAAAAGUUCAUUGGCUGAAAAAUUCAUAGUGGCCGGAGCUUGUUCAUUCCUGAAGACCCUGAAUACGCAGGUGAGCGAGGUCUACUCCAGCCAAUCAUCCAAGGUCUCUACAGCAUCUGCUAUGUUUAAUCAGGCUAAAGGUUCCAUCGUCUGCUCCUCCAACGAGGCAAGCGAAGUUCCAGAAUCCUCCGGUACAGUUUAUUCCAAAUUAAUAUCCGCAUCCGAGCCCAACCUGAGACUACACUGCCAGUCGGAGGUCGAGGCCACGCACUCUUUGGUCCCGUCUGACACUGACACAACGCCAGAGAUCAUCUCAGUCUUGGACGACAGGCCCCACAUUCCUGGUAAAUCCAGCACCAGUGGAAGCAGUUCCUGCACCGCAGCUCGGUGCCGGCCUCGAGUCAUCCACCAGUCCCCAGCCAAACUAUCUCAGGCCACGGGUGACAGUAUUCCUGCAAACAGUGUGGAGGGUGAAGGUCAGUCCCACGUCAACCAAGAUCUACUGGACUCCAUUCUAACCGACAGCCCAAAGAGCGUUGACUCCAGUGGUAUAUUCGUCCCUUACAACUCCUACAACUCCCCUGUUGAAAGCGUGGGCACCCACAAUGGCUACUCCAGCACUGUCAGCAGUUGUGUGUCUUCAGAUACCAACUACUGCACAAACCAACGCGGGUAUGUUGCACCACCCCCUACCCCGCCUCACGCCAGGCUAGAAUUAUCUCGACACACCCCUAAUAACACUGCAUCACAAACAAUCACAGCUGCGGCCCAGGCGGCAAGCCCUGCUGUAGAACCAGAAUUCAAGCGGCCGUUCACUCCAGCACCACAUGUCAAUCUGGCAUUACGUCCAUCCAUGCGCGGCCUUCACACCCUGCGACCAGCCACGCGGAACCAGGGCGUGACGACACUGGCAGCCCAGCAGACGCCAGAGAAACCUUUGUCUGUGAGAAGUGACCCUCUAGCAGCCAGGUCACUGUUUGCGGUGCCGCCCAGUGUUGUGACAGGGCCACCAAAGAUCAAGGACAAAAAGUCACUGGUGCGCAAACUGAAAAAAUUCAGCAGCAAUUUUUACAAGAAAACAGAAAAGAUCCAGACACUAGCCAACUUGUGAUAAACUCUUUUUAAGCCACCUGAACUGUACCUUGUUUUAUCCAACUUUUUAUGUGAACAAAGACUCAAUUUUAACUUGUAUAAAUCAACAUCAAUUUUAACAAGCUCAUUUUACACAUGAAAUGGUCCAUUUCUUAAAUAAUCAAAUGUUUUAUAAAUUUGUUUUUCAUUAUUUUAUUGCUAUCUUAAAUCACACCUUGGGCUUUCUUAAGGUUGCAGUGUUUGUAAACAAUGUAUUAAUUCAUACACUGAUAGAAUAUAUAUCAAACUCCGCAAUGUCUUUGAAAAAUGAUCUUAAAGCCAAAGACUGGCUCUGUUUUGUUUUUGUUAACUAUUCCCGUAUAACAAUCUUUCCCUAACAAGUUGUCAAGCACAACACAAUUCUGUGAUUUUAGGAUUUAAGUGUAUCAUAGUUUUAAUUUAUAAUUUUAUUUAUUUAUUAUGUAAAUAUUUGUAUGUACUUGCGUAUGAAAGACAGCGAGUGGGGAAGUUUUAAUUACGUAAUCCUGGUGAUUUGUUAUGGCUUUAAUUGCCCCAAAUUUCUGUUUGUUCAGAAAUUUCUUCUUUCUUCCCUUUGUAACAUUAUCUAUCUUAACUUCACACUUUCCCUCCAUUGCCUUGCUUAACAUAUUUUUUCCUCAUCACUUUACUCGUCUUUACAUUGCUUUCUUUUUUCCAUUCUCAUUUCAUCACUUCACUUAAAUGUAUUUAUAUGUAAAUAUGUUCCAUUUCUCUGUAUUUUAUUACUGUAAAAACAAUUUUUUAAAGUUUUGACACAAAAUAAUUCCAGUACCUUGUUGUUAUACCAUGAAAUUUUCCAGAAAGUAUGCAUACCGGUAUUGUUUUUGUUUUGGCAGUUAUCCAUAAAUCAUGUUAAGGAUCAGCAAUAUACAAUUUAAUGUAUAGCUGUUGAUGAAAUUAAGCUUCAACAUUUUCUGUUACAAAUUUUGCCAUGCAACAAGUUAUCUUGGUAUCGCAGAUAACUGACAUGCCAAGUUAAAAUUUGUAAUAAACUAUU